AUGCGAUGGACUCAGCAUACCGAUUAUCAAGGGACUGGGAUCGCGACGGACGAGAGCAGUUAUCAGCCUGCAACUGCUAAGGGACGACAGGAAUUGGAAAGUGAUCAGCAUACCGAAGCACGACAACUGCUUGAAGAAGCAGUUGAUUAUUUCAGCCAACGAGGCAUGGCGAUCACAGCGGCGUGUUUUCAACCUUUGUUGUCUCUCUGGGUACAAGCGCUGCAGACUGACGGUCGGCAUGCCCAAGCGCGACAACUCGUCGACGAGAUCCUCGAGUCGUUCAAACAAACGGGCAACAAAGCGGACGAGCCGUGGCUAGCACCCUGCAUCGAGCACAUGAUAUUUCAUAGUAUCAGCAGUGGUGAGACAGAACUAGCUUGGCAACUUAUUGAACGCACUUUCGACUCCUACGAACUUGAAAACCUUGCUUGGAAGACACAAUUUGGACUUCUCGACUUAUUCGUUAACAUAUAUCGAGAGCACCCAAGCGCCCUCAGAACAGCAUCCCCGCUUACUCUUGCCCCGAGCCAACCUAUCUUGCGUCUUCUUUAUGAGAAGGAAAGCCUACCCGCCAGCUAUCGAGCAUUGCUCUCGCACAGUUUGCGUGAUUCCUCAAGAGACCAUUUACUCACCAAGUUGAAGAACGGAUCAAUUUCCCUUGAAGUUCAUUCCGAUAUUUUGAAGUUUUGGUCAGAGUACUUCGAAGCCAGGUUGUCCGGUCGAUGGAACCAGGAGGACAUACGAGUUGAGAAUGACUUGUCCGACGAAUCCAUCACCAGGGUAUUCUCGGAUUUCUUCUACUCUGGCUUAUAUACGGAGACUGAUUGUGAGAAACAAAAACAAGAUUUUGUCGUUGCUGACUUCUACAAGAUUACGAAGUUGAAAUCGGCACUAAACAUCGAAUGGGAAUAG
This is a messenger RNA of Akanthomyces muscarius, 912 nucleotides long. RefSeq lists its product as uncharacterized. The record is from RefSeq and is a predicted model, not a curated record. The coding region runs from base 1 to 912 and encodes 303 amino acids. Gene Ontology annotation, molecular function: protein binding. The transcript is spliced from 2 exons. Lineage: Eukaryota; Fungi; Ascomycota; Sordariomycetes; Hypocreales; Cordycipitaceae.